AUGUGCUUUGUGCACUCAGGCCGCUGCGCAAUCCCAUUGUCAUGAUCCAAAGUCCAACUAUUGCAACAACAUGCAGCAACUUCAACUACGGAAAGCACUGGAAAAGGAUUUCUCUGGAUAAGGAUUUGAAAUUAUGGGCUCAGUAUGUAUCAAGGAUGACUAAUAUUCACCUGUACAGGAGGUAAUCUUCUGAGGCCUCAUGGUAAAAAGUAUAAUUGUUGCCUACACCCUGUGGGCAGUAGGUGGGCCUUUGGGCCUUCACCAUUUGUACUUAGGUAGAGACACCCAUGCUCUGCUAUGGAUGCUAACACUAGGAGGAUUUGGAUUUGGGUGGGUCAGGGAAUUUAUACGCAUCCCUGCUUAUGUUAGUGAGGCCAAUCAAGAAGGAAAUAAAGAGAGAAAAAGGCCUCCCACUUCAAUCCCUCCUCCUGUGAGUCCUGUCAGAUUUGCAGGACAGGUGUGUGUUGGAGUCUACUUUGGCACUGUGGCCAUGAUAGGACUGAACUCCCUCAGUUUCUUCUACUUGAUUGUGUUGCCUUUAUGUGUGGGUGCAGGGGUGCAUCUGGUGUCCAAUGUUGGCCAGCAGACAUCCGAUCUCCAAAAGACUUUGACUUCUUGUCUCGCAACCUCCCUGCUAUUCUAUGGCAGCACAUUAUCUCCUCUUCCUAUAAGCUUGGCUGCCAGUGUCACUGCUGCAAAGCACCGCACGUUCAAACCUCCACGGACACCUGGGAGCAAACAGAAAUUAGGUCCACGGCUUUAUAGGAUCGGUCUAGGUUGGCUGGCCUUCUCUGCCCCGCUGGCUUACUGUAUUUUCCACAACACCACAGCCACCCUGUACUAUCUGUCUGACUCUAUAGCAGCACUGCUGGAUAUUUUAUGGUUCCUGCCUUGGCUCAGAAGUGUGUUGGAGUACCUUCUUUUAAUGCCAUAUCGGAUAUUGUGUGUGCUUACUGGAGGAGGGUACUAUGAAGAUGCCUGGAGGAAGGUGCUAGAAAUACUGCUCAAAGAAUACACUGAGAGAGAGAAAGAGGCACUGAAGAUAUUGUCUCUGGGAGCAGAGGCCUCUCUUGAGGAGAUAUCCCGAAGUUAUAGGGAGCUGGCCAAGAAGUGGCAUCCGGACCACAACCCCAGCAAGGAUGCUGAGGAAAUAUUUGUGAAGCUCCAGGAGGCUUAUGAGGUCCUUCUACGUUGGCACAGGCCCAAUCGAUUCAAUUAGUUGCCUUUUAUUCAUUGGGGGCUUGCUUGCGUUGUCAUUAUUUUUUAUUGUUCAUGAAAAAAUAAAUCAAGGGCACGCACA
This is a messenger RNA of Maylandia zebra (zebra mbuna), 1300 nucleotides long. It is a transcript of the gene dnajc22, whose product is annotated as DnaJ (Hsp40) homolog, subfamily C, member 22. Gene Ontology annotation, cellular component: membrane. The record is from RefSeq and is a predicted model, not a curated record. Lineage: Eukaryota; Metazoa; Chordata; Actinopteri; Cichliformes; Cichlidae.